Thyridium curvatum is the source of this 831-nucleotide messenger RNA. RefSeq lists its product as uncharacterized. The coding region runs from base 1 to 831 and encodes 276 amino acids. The transcript is spliced from 2 exons. The record is from RefSeq and is a predicted model, not a curated record. NCBI's taxonomy places the organism in Eukaryota, Fungi, Ascomycota, Sordariomycetes, Thyridiales, Thyridiaceae.
AUGGCUACCGCCGACAGAGUGUCCAGAUCCAGGACCUCUCCAUUCCUGACCCUGCCGCAGCUUGACCUUGGUCUGCAAGGCGACAGCACACGCGAGCCACCGCAACCAAGUCCCUCGAUCCCUGAUGCUGCACCUUCGGUCCCAUCUCCCUCGCCGCACAGAGACGCGCACAAGCGCUUCCUGAGUCCAGAUGAAUGGGCUCGAGUCGCACAUGCCAUCGGGGCAAUCGAGGACCUGGAGCACCAGGCCCCUAUCCAUCCUACCUCGUGGUGUUUCCCUCCCAAGGGGCUUCCGUCUGGUCUGUACAGAGACGUCGUGAGUCAACGGACCAAGUAUCGCGUCCUAUUUCACUCCAUCAGCAUUUGCCGGGGGACUAUGAUGAUUGUGCAAGUCAUUCUAGGCGCGGUGUUGACGGCCUUGGGGACUGUCAAACUCGACGACGGCACCGCGAUAACCAUCAUUGCUGUUGUCCAGACUGUCAUCGCUGGCAUCUUGGCUCUCAUCCACAACAGCGGCCUGCCCGACAGGUAUAGGUCCAACAGAUUCGAGUUUGCGUAUGUCGAGGGCCACAUGAGGGAGCUGCUCGAUACCAGAAUCGUCGAAUAUGACCAGGACUUGGAUGAGAUCAUUGUCGACCUCUACGACAGGUUUGAGCGUGUCAACACAGCUGUCCAGGCCAACCAGCCCGCGAGCUAUGUAUCAAGCAAUUCCAUCGUCCGUGGUCAAUCCACUCCCAACAGUAUGCCGCACAUAAGAAAGUGUGAGAGAGAAGGCUUUGCCUUCCGACAGGGUAGCCAGUCGAGGGAUAUCAACAAAUUGUCGCAAGACUAA